Molecule: messenger RNA, 1813 nt
Organism: Chlamydomonas reinhardtii
Lineage: Eukaryota; Viridiplantae; Chlorophyta; Chlorophyceae; Chlamydomonadales; Chlamydomonadaceae
Exons: 10
Coding region: 203-1312 (369 amino acids)
Biological process (GO): ubiquitin-dependent protein catabolic process
Cellular component (GO): cytoplasm; nucleus; proteasome regulatory particle, lid subcomplex
Molecular function (GO): proteasome binding; endopeptidase activator activity; ubiquitin binding
Source: RefSeq, a predicted model, not a curated record
AUUGGACCUGCACAAAUACAUGCUUAAGGACGGGAAACACAGUUGAUCUGCCCGUUUUUGUGUUCAACACGGCUUUCUCGGUACACCUGCCUUGCGCUCCCUAUACCACAUAAAAGAACACGCGUGAAAGCGGCGCAACGCCGCGGACGAAGACUGCGGUGCGUCACCCGCGACCUUUCCACUUCACGUCCCAGCGGCAGCGAUGGAGGCUCCGCUGGCUGAGUUCAAGGCGGGGAAACUCACACGUAGCGGCGCGACGCUGGCGCCAGACCCGCGCAAAGGCUUAGUUCGGCUGUGCCAGACGGAGGACACCCUGGUUCACGUGCAAUGGUACGAGCGUACGGCGGAGGGUCGGGCCGCGGAGCCGGUGGAUGACGUCAUUGUGUUCCCAGGGGAGGCCAUGCUGGAGAAGAUCCCCGGCCAGCGCGCGGUGGUGCUCAAGUUCCCCGAGGACAAAGAGCGCAACAUGUUCUUCUGGCUGCAGGAGGGCGGGGCCGCGGAGGAUGACGAGGCGCUUGUGGCGGCAUUCAACACAGCCCUGCACCAACCAGAGGAGGCGGCGGCCGCGGCGCUGACGGCUGCGGCGGCCUCUGCGGCGGCGGCCGUGACGGCCACCGGCGUGACGGCUUCUGACGCUCUGGAGCACGCCCACAUGUCCACCUCGCCGGGUGCAGGUGUGAUGAUGGGGCAGGGCAGCAGUGUGGGGCAGAUGCCGGCGGCUCCGGCGCAGACACCUGGCAGCACCGCCGCCGUGAACGCGCAGGCCACCAACCUAGCUGCCAUUCUGGGCAACGCCCUGGCCGCCAGCCUGGGGGGCGGCGCCGCCCCGGCCUACUCCGGCGGCGGCGAGGAGCAGCUGGCGCACAGCCUGCUUGCGCAGCUGGCGGCAGCACAGGGCAACCGGCGGCGCGCCGUGGCGGCCCCCGGUCCCAGCCUGGCCGAGGUCCUGCGGCCCGAGGCGCUCAUGCCUGUGCUGCGCGACCCCAGCGUGCUGGCGGAGCUGGCGCCGCACCUGCCGGAGCAGCACAGGACCAUGGAGGCACUGGAGGCGCUGGCGCACUCGCCGCAGUUCCAGCAGCAGCUGUCCACCUUCAGCGACGCGCUGCAGACCGGGCAGCUGGACCUCAGCCAGUUCGGGCUGCGCGCGGCGGGCUACUCCGUGGCGGACUUCCUGGCCGCCAUCCAAGACCUGGUGGAGCGAGAGCGGCAGGAGCAGGCGGCGGCGUCUGGCGGGGACGAUGCGGGGGAGCAGCCGGGGCAGCAGGGCGGGCAGUCCGGGGCGGGCGGGGGCUCAGCACCCAUGGAGCAGUAGGCGGCGCGGGCGAACGACGCUGGGGUGCGGGGCAGGGGCAGCUGGGGUUGGUGUUGUUUGCAAGCCGGAUGUAGGAUGCGUGGGAGGGUUUGAGGGCGGGCGGAUUGGAGUGGCGAGAGAGGCACGGUAGUUGACGGCGGCGGGAGUGUUGUCAGGGCCGCGGCAUUGUGCGUGUGGCUUAACCAGAGCCAAACCCUUAACCAGCGGGCCGCAACUGUCACGUACAAUCGGAGUAACGGACGGGUUUUCCACAUACCGAGUGUGGCCCUUCGGGCCUGUUAAAGGUUGAUUCGCAAAAUGCGUGCUCGUUACUCUGCCGACGCAUUGGGACAUCUGUAGGUCACAUCUACAGGGCACGCCCUAGGGAGCAGGACUAGAGGCAACGGGCCAGCGAAGUCAAGGGGGCCGUGGGGUUGCAGACGUCGCAAAUGCAUGACGUUGCCGCUACUCGAGCAAACAACGAAUACGGUUGCGUCCAUACAUGACUAAUGCCUAUUGUAU